Molecule: messenger RNA, 5079 nt
Organism: Eleginops maclovinus (Patagonian blennie)
Lineage: Eukaryota; Metazoa; Chordata; Actinopteri; Perciformes; Eleginopidae
Gene: dtnbb
Product: dystrobrevin, beta b
Exons: 20
Coding region: 255-2072 (605 amino acids)
Biological process (GO): synaptic signaling
Cellular component (GO): synapse; plasma membrane
Molecular function (GO): zinc ion binding
Source: RefSeq, a predicted model, not a curated record
CGUCCUCUGCCGCUGGGUCUCUGCUGGUGAUGCCGAGCGGAGCGGGGCGCCUGUUCGUUUCUCUGUGCGGCUACAACCGCAGUUCGCAAGAUUGAAGCCGGAUGAGACAGAGGAGGAGGGUGAAAUAUGAAGCUGGAUCACCGGAGCCGCGUCUCAUCGCCCGGACAGCUGUAACGUCGGCGGACACACGCGUGGAUUCAUCAAAGGGCCGACAUUAAGGGCUUCUCUCUGUUUGACACUCAGCCAGCCACAGGAUGAUCGAGGAAGGCAGCAAACGAGGCAAGGCCAUGGUGGAGAAGAGACAGCUCUUCAUGGAAAUGAGAGCUCAAAACUUCGAUGUAAUCAGACUGUCGACGUACAGGACUGCCUGCAAACUCCGGUUUGUGCAGAAGAGAUGCAACCUUCAUCUGGUGGACGUGUGGAACAUGAUCGAGGCGUUUCGUGACAACGGGCUCAACACGUUGGACCACAACGCCGAGAUCAACGUGUCGCGGCUGGAGACGAUCCUGUCCUCCAUCUACUACCAGCUCAACAAGCGGCUGCCCACCACCCACCAGAUCAACGUCGAGCAGUCCAUCGGGCUGCUGCUCAACUUCAUGGUGGCCACCUACGACAGUGAAAGCCAUGGGAAGCUGACCGUGUUCUCAAUGAAAGCCAUGCUCUCUACAAUGUGUGGUGGGAAGAUUGUGGACAAACUUCGCUAUAUUUUCUCACAGAUCUCGGAUUCAAAUGGAGUCAUGAUGUUUGCAAAGUUUGAUCAGUUUCUCCGGGAGGUCCUGAAGCUCCCCACAGCCGUGUUCGAGGGUCCGUCUUUCGGCUACACGGAGCACUCGGUGCGGACGUGCUUCCCUCAGCAGAAGAAGAUUAUGCUGAACACGUUUUUGGAUGUGUUGAUGGCAGAUCCUCCUCCUCAAUGCCUCGUAUGGCUACCGCUCAUGCACCGACUCGCUAAUGUUGAAAAUGUCUUCCAUCCGGUGGAAUGUUCCUAUUGCCGGAGCGAGAGCAUGAUGGGUUUCCGGUACCGGUGCCAGCAGUGCCACGGCUACCAGCUGUGCCAGAGCUGCUUCUGGCGCGGCCAUGCAAACGGUCCCCAUAGCAACCAGCACCAGAUGAAGGAGCACUCUUCCUGGAAGUCUCCGGCCAAAAAGCUGAGCCACGCCAUCAGCAAAUCCCUCGGCUGCGUCCCCAUCGGAGAGCCGCCUCAUCCUGUGUUCCCCGAGCAGGCUGAGAGACCCCCGGAGCUCACCCACACUGUUCAGCCGAAACCAGGGGCCAACAACAUGAACGAGACAAUGCUCAUGUCCUCUGGGGCGCCCACUCCUACCAAAAGUGUCUUGGAGAGUCCCAGUCGGCUGGAUGAGGAGCACCGCCUCAUCGCUCGCUACGCCGCCCGCCUGGCAGCCGAGGCGGGAAACUCCACACAACAGUGUCCUCCGACAGAUUUGGGUUUCAACUUCGAUGCCAAUAAGCAGCAGAGACAGCUGAUCGCAGAGUUGGAGAACAAAAACAGGGAGAUCCUUCAGGAGAUCCAACGGCUGCGUCUGGAGCACGAGCAGGCGUCUCAGCCGACCCCAGAGAAAGCCCAGCAGAACCCCACGCUGCUGACCGAACUGCGGCUCCUCAGACACAGGAAGGACGAGCUGGAGAGGCGCAUGUCGGCGCUGCAGGAGAGCAGGCGGGAGCUGAUGGUGCAGCUGGAGGGACUCAUGAGGCUGCUGAAGGAUGAGGAGCAGAAGCAGGCUUCGCAGUCCGGAGGCUCCCCUCAUUCCUCCCCCAGCCAUGGGGCGGGCUGUUCCAUGCCCAUGCCCAUACGCUCCACCUCGGCCGGGUCCACCCCCACCCACACCCCACAGGACUGCCUGGCCGGGGUGGGGGGGGACGUGCUCGAGGCUUUCGCUCAUGGAGUACCUAGAAACCUUCGUAAUGAUCUAUUAGUUGCUGCUGACUCAAUCACAAACACCAUGUCGUCGCUGGUGAAAGAGCUCCACUCAGUUGAUGAGGUGGGCUUGGAAGACGAGACGAACAUGAGGAACGGUGGGGACAGAAGCACAUUGAGAGUACAGAAACACUGAGGAAACACAAUCACCACAACCCUGCAAGGACAAACAGUCAACAAGUGGGAAGUAUCAGUAACAACAACAACAACAACAACAACCAAGCCCUGGCAUUAGCACGUAGAGUAAUGCAUGCUGUAAUCUAACAGGAUUUCACUAUGUGAAGAAAAAAAGCGUCUCUUCACAACUUGCAGGUAGCAAGAUGUGUCUAAUUAGCGAGUGUGUAUGUUGUCCUGUAAACAAAAACUGCUGUAAUGAAUUAAUGAUUUCCCUCAUGAUGCUAAGGAAUGGCUUGCUGUGCUUCCCACCCCCCCCCCCCCCAAAACGUCCCUUAGCAGCAGAUCAUUCUGUAAAUAAAAUCCUGUAAACACAUGACCACAGGAAACGCCCCGACAUGAAGGUGACAACAUGUUCCCUUUCAUUGGUUUUGUAUGAUUAGCGCUAGUGUUCAUCUUACUUUUAGUUUUUUUAAAUAAUUUUUGCAUGAAGUUGCACUCGUGUCUGGAUUUAGGUACUGUACCAAGCUAUGGCAGCUCCCUGUGGGGUUUGAUGGUGUCAGGAGUGUCUCGCCUCCGAGUUCACACUGAGUUUGUUUUCUUGCACAUCCAUAUUCUUGAGUUUGUUACAAAAAAAAACGGUGACGAUUGUAAAAGCAGAAUCCUGGAUAUGCCCCGGUUUCUAAUAUUUGGACAUUUUGUGAAAUGCACCUGUUAUUUUACUUGCUCACAGCUGGAUAAGAUCAAUAUCUGUCCUACAUUCAUACAUGAAAUGGACUGGAAGUAAGGAUAAAAACCACAAGCCUGGCUCUGCAGAAAUGUAAACAUCAUGACUUCUCAGAGCCUCACUGAGAGGAUGGCAAAAUAAUGUGUGAAGACUCCAGGAAUCAACUGUGUUUGGCUCGUCGGCUUUCUUACCAGAAUAAAUCUGUAUGCUAAAUAUGAACCUUUUACGAGCAGCUAUUUUGCCAACCUUUUUUAAUGUCUGGAACAGCUAGCUUUGCACUUUCAAAAAGGUAACAAAAUCUACCUUCAUAACCCUCUAAAACUCAAAAGGAACAAUACCAGCUUGAGAAUACUUUGUGCAUGUAAACAAACUCACUGAGUCACUACUGUACUGCUGCUAUACUGGGCUCUCAGUGAGCCACCCUUGCAAAUAAAGGGCUGUGCGAUCAAACGAAACCAAGAGGCUACUACAAACACAAUAAUGAUCAGAGUCUCGUUGUUUUACUCUGCAAAAAACUCACUGAACACACCUGACUAGCUGACAGCCUCAGUAUUUAAAGUGUAGGGAAGCACCUCAGGAUAACUAGCAAUGAAUUAGGCGUUUAGUUUUAGUUACAAUAGGCAGGAUACAGGAUGUGAGGAUGUAGGGUCGUAGCAAGUAGGAAACGCUUUGAAAGCUUUAUUUAGUUAUCAAAGGAAUAUUACAAAUGUUGAUGUGCAAUGGUAGUAGGUGCUCAGGGACUGCAGAGCUACUGUAGUUGAUAUAUAGCGGUAAUGUACUUUAACUGCUACACAUUAGGAGGUUAACGAUCAAUGAGGAGUAAAAAUGGAGGGUUUCAGUCCAAAACAUAUUCACAGUAUUUCCACAAAGAAAGCUUUGUGUGAUCCCUGCUGUAGGAUUUAGUUAAACGUGCAAAGGUAGUUAAUUUGUCUCUAAAUUAACUUAUACAUUUGUUUGGAAUGAAACUCUUUAAAUAUAAAAAGGAAAACAACAGCAAGGCAUUAACGCUGGUUAAAGAAUGUGGAGAGAAGUUUUUCUAAAGUGCUAUUUGGUGAAGCAUGUUGUCGGAUAGUUUGUCUGUGUGUGAAUUAGUGUCUUUCACAGAAAAGCAAAGAUGUUAACGGGAGAGGGUUUUCAUUUUAAACGGGUCUAAAUGACUUUCUUUUGUCCUUCACGAUAGUCAUCUUAAAAGAUUUGAAAUGUUUGUUUUUAGUGAAUUCAAUGUGAUGAAGGUCUAGGGAAGUUUUGGUAUAAAAUGCUCACAAAGGAAAGUCAAAUCGGACUGAAAGGAACUGAAAGCAUGACGGUUUUUUUAUUUUGAAAUCUGUACAGUAAGCCUAUCCUAUAAGUAAAAGGUUUGGACAACCUGCUACACUGUGUCAAGAAAAAGAACAAAAAGAGGCUCCUCUGUUAUUUUAAAUGUGAUGUUUUUAUUCAGUUCUGUUAUUAUUGUUUAGUAUUAGUGGAGUAUCGUCAGUGUAAUGCGUUUGUCAAACAGAGAUUCACAUGCACACUCGCGCUUGAAUAGUCGCCAAAAUACGAAGGAAGUAGAAAGUACUACAUUUUAAAUUCUGUGACCUCUGAUGACAACGCUUAUUCACUCAGAAAGGGUCCAGAAAUAUUUCAAUGCAGAGAUUUAAAAAGUGACUGUCUUCCCCUUCAUUCUGGCCACGCAUUUGGAUUCAAAGUUUAUUUUUGAUCUUUCAGUUUGUGCCUGUAGCUGUUCUGUGAAGUGCUGUACAAAGUAACCAUUCAGCAGAUAAGAUGAUCUAUCAGCCUUUAUGUCUGUGACUCUGUAGAUAUUUUUAUUUAUUUAUUUAAUGUGUUACGAGGGGGAAACUCAUGCUCAGCCUUUACAUUUGUGCCAAACUGUUUGUGUGUCAUACAAAGUACAGGUAUAUAUCAAAGUAUAUCUGCGUUAGUAUGUUGUUGUUGCCCAUCGUUCACUCACAGACUGCCUGGAGAUGUUCGGUUACUGCUUUCCACUGCUGGAAAACAUUUAAUAAAGACAGACGACACAUUCCAGAUCUGCCGAUAGACUCGCGGCUGUCAUUAAAUGAGGAGGCAAUACAAAUAAAACCAUCCGUUGUGAUCCUCUUAUUGUUUGCAGACAAUGUGCAAAGAGCAACAACGCCCCCCCCCCCCGAUGUUAUUUAUCUAUGUCUGUGUUCUGUACGGUUACGCUUCUGCUACACAUCUGUUUCUCAUGUUGAUUUUACAAAAACAUAGUUUUAUGUCACAAAGCCACUGUCUUUUGUAAAUAAAUCAAAUGUGAGAUAUAUUAAAAAGAUUUAAAAUAUGG